AUGCUCUUCAAGUCACUCAUUUCAACCACGCUUGCCGUGGCCGGACUAUCCCAGUCUGUAGCUGCCAGCUUUCCAACCAUUGAAAUUUCAGGCAACAAGUUCUUUUACUCCAACAACGGUUCGCAGUUCUACAUAAAGGGAGUAGCCUACCAGGCCGACACUUCUGGAGCCACGAACACGUCUUUUGUUGAUCCUCUGUCUGACAAGUCCACUUGUGAACGUGAUAUCCCAUAUUUGCAGAAGUUGAGCACAAACGUUAUUCGUGUUUAUGCCUUGGACAGCGACGCAGACCACUCUGAUUGUAUGGGUUUGCUCCAAGAUGCUGGAAUCUACGUGAUUGCUGAUUUGGCCGAGCCAAAGCUCUCGAUCAGUACCUCGGAUCCAUCUUGGACCGUUGAGUUGUACGAGCGUUACACCAAGGUCGUAGACGAGAUGCAGCAGUAUGACAACACCUUGGGUUUCUUUGCCGGUAACGAGGUUGUGACUAACCACUCCAACACCGACGCUGCUGCCUUCGUCAAGGCUGCUGUUAGAGACAUCAAGGCUUACAUCAAGGACAAGGACUACCGUACCAUUCCAGUUGGUUACUCUGCCAACGACGACUCCAAGACCAGAGUGUCCAGUGUGGACUACUUCUCGUGUGGUGAUGAAGACGAGAGAGCAGAUUUCUAUGGUAUCAACAUGUAUGAGUGGUGUGGUAGCUCCAGUUUCAGCGGCUCUGGAUACGAGGACAGAACUGAGGAGUUUUCUGAUUUGCCAGUUCCAGUCUUCUUCUCCGAAUACGGAUGCAACACAGUUACUCCAAGAAAGUUCACUGAGGUCGGAACUCUUUUCUCCAGUAAGAUGACCGAUGUCUGGUCCGGAGGUAUCGUGUACAUGUACUUCGAGGAAACCAAUAACUAUGGUCUCGUCACCAUUGACGACGACUCUGUUUCCACUCUUGAUGACUUUGGAUACUACUCCUCCGAAAUCGCGUCCGUUUCUCCAACCUCUGCCACCUCUGCCUCUGUCACUGCUGUUAAUACCCUCAAGUGCAACUCCACUUACACCAGCUGGAAGGCCAAGAACACUUUACCACCAACUCCUCAAGACUCCGUGUGCAGCUGUAUGAGCAACUCUCUGUCCUGUAUCGUUUCAGACGACGUUGACGAGGACGACUACUCAGACCUCUUCAGCACCGUUUGUGGUCUCGUCUCCACCUGUGUCGGUAUCAAUGCUGAUGCCAGCUCCGCGACUUAUGGUGCUUACUCCUUCUGCAGUUCCAAGGAAAAGCUCUCUUUCGUCCUCGACCUCUACUACCAAGAGCAAGACGGUGACAGCAGUGCCUGUGACUUUGACGGAUCUGCCACCCUCGGUGGAAGCUCCAGCACCGGUGACUCAUGCUCUUCUGUCCUCAAGGAAGCCGGUACUGCUGGUACUGGAACCGUCACAGCCACUUUGACCGAGUCGGAGUCCACCAACACUUCUGACUCUGACUCUGACUCUGACUCUUCAUCUUCUGGAUCUUCCAAGUCUUCCAAGUCUGGCUCUUCCUCUUCGGCCUCUUCGUCUUCCAAGAGCAGUGCUGCCGGUUCCAUGAGAUCCCCAAUCGCCUCCUUCAACGACUUGUCUGUCACCAUCGGCCUCGGUGCCUUUGUUGCCAUCAGCAUGUGCGUUGCAUUGCUGUAG
Kuraishia capsulata CBS 1993 is the source of this 1668-nucleotide messenger RNA. RefSeq lists its product as uncharacterized. Bases 1 to 1668 code for a protein of 555 amino acids. Gene Ontology annotation, cellular component: fungal-type cell wall; cytoplasm. Gene Ontology annotation, biological process: fungal-type cell wall (1->3)-beta-D-glucan biosynthetic process. Gene Ontology annotation, molecular function: 1,3-beta-glucanosyltransferase activity. The record is from RefSeq and is a predicted model, not a curated record. Lineage: Eukaryota; Fungi; Ascomycota; Pichiomycetes; Pichiales; Pichiaceae. The transcript has a single exon.